CGAGGGAAAGGAGAAAUAAAUUUAUCAGUUUCAUGUUCAAUUUGUAUUCUCUUGACCCCAAAUAACUCUCAACAGUGCAAUCAUGAAUCAAACGAAAAGUUUCUCUUCACUUCAUUCACUUUGAUGAUUAACUUAAAUUUGUUUUCAAACACACAUCAGAAAAGGGUUAUUAAUACAUUAUAAAAACAUUUGGUUUUUUGAAAACAAAAAGCGCUCUCAUCGGUGCGAAAAACAAAUUGUGUGAUAUUAAAUAAACUCUUCGUUAAUUUGUUAUUGUCAUUGACGCGGCUUGAAAUCACUUUGUGAAAGAAAAAGUCAAGUUGUGAGAAAAUUUUUCAAAAGGAAAACUCACUUCAAACGACGACCAGGCUUUUGUUGAUUUGUGAAAACAAACACUUGAGGCGAGUGUCAGCGAGAAAAACGCGCAUCACAAUUUAGAUUGAAAGACAUAAAAAUAUUGUAGCGAUUGAAGACAUUAAAACAAUAAACAAAUUGCUGUCGCUUCUUCGGAUGAGUCAAGUGAUACUUUGUGAGUGUUGUGACUGAUUUUGACUAAACUUAAAUUGAGUGGUGAAAUGAGAAGACAAUUUCCAAAUGGGUUAAAUGUUUGCUAAAAUGCAUCAAAAAUUCAAUAAAAUUUACUCGCUUUGCUUCCUGCUGCUUUCCUUUCGUCUUCAAAAUACUUUCGGUUCUGAACUUCCAAAGAUAGUGGAGCAUCCAUUAGACGCUGUUGUGCCAAAACACGAUCCAGUCACGUUAAAUUGCAAAGCCGAAGGUGUUCCAACACCAACAAUUUCAUGGUACAAAGAUGGUCAAGCGCUUAAAAUUGGGACGGGACAUCAAAUGUUCCUUCCAUCUGGCGAUUUAUUCUUCCUGAAAGUGGUUCAUUCACGUCGCGAAAGUGACGCUGGUGUUUAUUGGUGUGAAGCAAAAAACGAGCUAGGAACAGCAAGAAGUCGUAAUGCUACAUUACAAGUUGCCGUUCUUCGUGAUGAGUUUCGUCUCGAUCCACAAAAUACUCGAGUCGCACAAGGCGAAACUGUAAUGUUGGAAUGUGGUCCACCAAAAGGAUCACCCGAACCAAUUGUGACUUGGCGAAAAAAUGGACAAACAAUGGACUUGUCGAAUUCCAAAAGAAUUCGCAUUGUCGACGGCGGUAAUUUAGUGAUACAAGAAGCUCGACAAUCAGACGAUGGACGUUAUCAGUGCAUCGCUAAAAACAUUGUCGGCGUAAGAGAAUCCGAUGUUGCUUAUUUAAAAGUUCACGUAAAACCGUUUCUGAUUCGAGGCCCUCAAAAUCAAACUGCAGUCACUGGCAAUUCCGUUGUGUUCCAAUGUCGCGUGGGUGGCGAACCUUUACCCGACGUUCUUUGGAGGCGGACAGCGUCAGGUGGAAAUAUGCCUUUAGGUCGUGUUCAUAUUCUGGAAGAUCGAAGCUUGAAAAUUGAUGACAUAACAAUGGAUGACAUUGGCGAGUAUAGUUGUGAAGCUGAUAAUGCUGUUGGGACAAUUGUGGCAUCUGGAACACUUCUUGUUCAUUCUCCACCGACUUUCGUCAUUCGACCGAAAUCACAAAUUGCUGAGCUCGGAUCUGAAGUGAUUUUCGAGUGUCAAGCAAAUGGUUAUCCAGAACCAACAUUGUUUUGGACAAUUGAAGGCAAUCGAUCUCUGAUUUUGCCAGGAACGAGAAUGAAGAACGUUGAAGCAUCAUCAACAGCUGAUGGCGGAAGUAUUUUAUCAAUUGAUGAGAUUGACAGAGCUGACAAUGGAAAAGUUGUCGUUUGUAGUGCUGUGAACAGUGUUGGCAGUGUCAGUACUCGUGUCGUGCUUUCUGUUAAUCUCCAAGAUGAUUCACCACCCCCGCUAAUCAUUCAAGGGCCGAUGAAUCAAACUUUGCCAAUCAAAUCUGUCGCUUCUUUGCCAUGCAAGGUUUCUGGCAAUCCACAACCAAUCGUGAGUUGGUACAAAGAUGGAAUUCCAGUGACAACAUCAGAGAAAAUCUCCAUCGACACAAACGGUCUCUUGACAAUCAAAGAUUUGAACAAAAAUGAUGACAGCGGUUUGUACACUUGUGUCGUAAGCAGUAAAAGUGGAAAAUCUACUUGGAGUGGUUUCUUGAAGUUGGAGAAUCCAACAAACCCAAAUAUCAAAUUUUAUCGGGCGCCAGAGUCAACAACAUUCCCUGGAACACCAGGAAGGCCGAUAAUUAUCGACAAAACUGAGAACAGCGUCACUCUUCAAUGGAUCAAAAGCAAUGCGAUGGGUUCAUCGAGUUUAAUUGGCUACACCAUUGAAAUGUUUGGUCGGAACUCAACAGAAGGCUGGGUUCAAGUUGCCAAUCGAGUGAAAGACACGACUUAUGAAAUUAUCGGAUUGUCUUACGGUGUUCCUUAUUACUUUGCUGUACGUGCUGAAAAUUCUCAUGGCGUGUCGGGACCAAGUCAAUUAUCCGAACCCGUAACAAUAGGCGUGGAUGAUUCUGGUUCAAGUUUGGAUUUGAGUGAAGCACGAGCGAGUUUGUUAUCAGGCGAUGUCAUCGAAUUAACGAAUGCUACAUCGUUUGACUCGACAAGUACAAAGUUGUCAUGGGAUAUCAUAAAUGGAAGAUACGUGGAAGGAUUUUAUAUUUACGCUCGAAAUAUUGAUGAAAACGAACAACCAUCAUAUAAAAUGCUGACAGUUCUUAAUGCUGGCAGUGGAGCUUCAUCAUGCAAAAUUAGCGGAUUAGAAAAAUUCACCACGUAUGAAUUUUUCGUUGUGCCUUUCUACAAAGUGGUUGAAGGGAAACCAUCAAACUCAAGAAUCGCUCGAACACUCGAAGAUGUUCCAACUGAAGCUCCAUUCAGCAUGGAAGCGAAAUUAUUGAACACUUCGACGGUCUACGUUAAAUGGAAGGCUCCAGCUGUCAAACAUCACAAUGGAAUCUUAAAGUCAUACAACGUGAUUGUGCGUGGCGUGAAUAUUUAUGAGAACGUUUCGAAAGUGCUAACGAACAUUACGAUUGACUCGACGAGUUCAUCAAUUAUGUUGGCGAAUUUAACCGAGGGUGUCACUUAUACUGUGAGUGUUGCUGCUGUUAAUCGAAUUGGAUUUGGACCUUACAGUCAACCAGCGAUUCUGAGACUCGAUCCUGUUACAAAGAAGCUUGACACUUCGUUCACGUAUCGCUUCCCACUUAACAAUGAACACAUGGACGACUUCUUAACUCAACCAUGGUUCAUUAUUCUCCUGGGCACAAUUCUCGUCAUUAUGAUGCUCUCAUUCAGCGUCAUGGUUUACAUAAAACGAAAGCACAUAAUCAUGAAGCAAUCUCCAUUCAAUGGUCUCGCAGCAAUGAUGAUGAUGAUGAUAAUGAUGGUUUUGUGUGGAAGUUUGAAUGUGAAGAGGGAUGAAGAUNAUGCUUCCCCCCCCCCGCUAAUCAUUCAAGGACCGAUGAAUCAAACUUUGCCAAUCAAAUCUGUCGCUUCUUUGCCAUGCAAGGUUUCUGGCAAUCCACAACCAAUCGUGAGUUGGUACAAAGAUGGAAUUCCAGUGACAACAUCAGAGAAAAUCUCCAUCGACACAAAUGGCCUCUUGACAAUCAAAGAUUUGAACAAAAAUGAUGACAGCGGUUUGUACACUUGUGUCGUAAGCAGUAAAAGUGGAAAAUCUACUUGGAGUGGUUUCUUGAAGUUGGAAAACCCAACAAACCCAAAUAUCAAAUUUUAUCGAGCGCCAGAGUCAUCAACGUUCCCUGGACAACCAGGAAAACCGCAAAUAAUCGAAAAGACUGACAAUAGCGUUACAUUAUCGUGGGUUCGAAGCAAUGCAAUUGGAGCUUCCAGUUUGUUGGGUUAUUCUGUGGAAAUGUUUGGAAGGAAUUCAACAGAAGGAUGGGAACAAGUUGCUAAUCGAAUACAAAACACAACCUAUAAAAUUAUCGGAUUAUCGAACGGUGUAUCUUAUUACUUUGCUGUACGUGCUGAAAAUUCUCAUGGCAUGUCAGGACCGAGCCAAUUGUCGGAACCAAUUACGAUAGGAGUGGAUGAAUUAAAUUCUGAUUUGGAUUUAAGUGAAGCACGAGCCAGUUUGCUGUCGGGCGAUGUUGUUGAGCUAAUUAAUGCCACAUCUGUUGACUCAACAAGUAUGAAAUUAUUGUGGGAGAUUAUAAACGGAAAAUACGUGGAGGGAUUUUACAUCUACGCUCGAAAUGUUCUUGAUACCACAUCAGAAAACGAACAACCAUCAUAUAAAAUGCUGACAGUUCUUAAUGCUGGCAGUGGAGCUUCAUCAUGCAAAAUUAGCGGAUUAGAAAAAUUCACCACGUAUGAAUUUUUCGUUGUGCCUUUCUACAAAGUGGUUGAAGGGAAACCAUCAAACUCAAGAAUCGCUCGAACACUCGAAGAUGUUCCAACUGAAGCUCCAUUCAGCAUGGAAGCGAAAUUAUUGAACACUUCGACGGUCUACGUUAAAUGGAAGGCUCCAGCUGUCAAACAUCACAAUGGAAUCUUAAAGUCAUACAACGUGAUUGUGCGUGGCGUGAAUAUUUAUGAGAACGUUUCGAAAGUGCUAACGAACAUUACGAUUGACUCGACGAGUUCAUCAAUUAUGUUGGCGAAUUUAACCGAGGGUGUCACUUAUACUGUGAGUGUUGCUGCUAUGACUGAUGUUGGCUUGGGGCCUUAUGGAGCGCCAAUUAUAAUGCGACUUGAUCCUGUUACAAAGAAGCUUGACACUUCGUUCACGUAUCGCUUCCCACUCCACAAUGAACACAUGAAUGACUUCUUAACUCAACCAUGGUUCAUCAUUCUCCUGGGCACAAUUCUCGUCAUUAUGAUGCUCUCAUUCAGCGUCAUGGUUUACAUAAAACGAAAGCACAUAAUCAUGAAGCAAUCUCCAUUCAAUGGUCUCGCAGGUCCAACGGCUGGCGGCGCUGUAAAAAUUCCGAACAUGCCCGAUGGCGAUGGAUAUUGGCUUGAUCCAUCUGGAACGCUUUGGAGAACAAAUCAUCGAGGAAAAGGCAAUCAUAUUCCAGAUUAUGCUCCCGUUCGUACAUCAACGACAACAACGACUCUUCCCAUAGAGGAUGAAACCAGAAAUCGAUUUAUGGGUGAAUAUACUGACUACCCAGCUGACUAUGCUGAAGUGUCAUCAUUCCGAAGCGGACAACAAUCACCAGCACCCUACGCGACAACCACUUUAAUUGGCAGUUCAAAACUCGCUCCAAGCGAUGGACGUCGUUACAACAUGUUCUACACAACGGAAGCUUAUCCGCCAGCGAAUUCAACUGUUGUCGGUGUACCAAGUCAAAACAACAACAGCAAUUACAACAAAAGUAUCCAUUCGGAAUCAUAUUGCAAUCCAAACAAUAACAAUAAUAAAAUGAACAUUGUGGAGAAUCGAAUGGCGAACACAAUGAUGCCAAAUAUGUUUAAUCAACAGCAUAUUAACUCCAAUAAAAGUGCAUCUAAUAAGCGUAAUCGUCUGAAACUUAUGAAACCACAAAAUUUCCGAAUUAAUUUUGGCGGCAGUCAGGGUGAACAGCUUUAUGUAAAAGUCGGUGAUAUCAAAUCACAUAGUCAAGCAUCAAGUUUAGGUCAGCAAACGCCACAAUCGCAAAAUGGUUCAAUUGAUUGGAGUCAACAUAACUUCAACAUCUACGAGAAUCAGUUACAUAAUAUGACAAACGAAGCAUCAGUCAAUGAUCCCGAGAAAGAGUUCACUUAUUCGGGUAAUCGUAGCAUAAUGAGCUAUACGAGUUCAAAAGAUUUCCCUGAAAAUGUUUAAAACUUGCACAGCUCAGGAAAAUCUAAAAAAAUAAAAAAGAAAACUUUUACUUUGCUCACGAGAAAAAUUCUUCGAGAAAGAAAUGUAGGAUGAAAACUGUUAAAUAUAGUUUCAGUGUUAAUGCUUCCACAAAAUCUAAUUAUCGUAACUCAACACUAAUUAUUUUCCAAGCAUGUUUAAGAAGCUUGUAAAUUGUAAUUUCUGCAGAGUGUUACUCGCUAUGGAAACCACCUCCAUUGCUGUAGAAACUUUCUCAAGCUUCUGAAAUCUUCCAUGAUUGCUGAAUUGACGCACAUGAUCUUUAUUUAUUACAAC
Molecule: messenger RNA, 6081 nt
Organism: Clunio marinus
Lineage: Eukaryota; Metazoa; Arthropoda; Insecta; Diptera; Chironomidae
Source: the annotation of a GenBank genome assembly